Messenger RNA from Aspergillus homomorphus CBS 101889, 651 nucleotides. Its product is annotated as 4a-hydroxytetrahydrobiopterin dehydratase. The record is from RefSeq and is a predicted model, not a curated record. Gene Ontology annotation, molecular function: 4-alpha-hydroxytetrahydrobiopterin dehydratase activity. Gene Ontology annotation, biological process: tetrahydrobiopterin biosynthetic process. NCBI's taxonomy places the organism in Eukaryota, Fungi, Ascomycota, Eurotiomycetes, Eurotiales, Aspergillaceae. The transcript is spliced from 3 exons. The coding region runs from base 1 to 651 and encodes 216 amino acids.
AUGGACCACAUCAUUCGGGCAAGCCCGCGGCCUCGAACAUUCAUUUCUCGCCUUCAACAGUGCCACCUCGACCGCUCUUCUCGUCUCCGCUUUUCUUCUGCUCCUUUCCCCGUCCUCUCCUCCGCUCGUCCUCUCCGCACUACAUCCCUUAGCCGGACGCCUACCGCCGCCGCCACCACUACCACCACCACCACCACCAACUUUUUCUACCACGCACGCAACGUCCUUUCUUCACACCCGAUCAAUUCAACAACGCGCCGCCUCGCUUCCAGCAUGACCGACUCGGCCUCGACCACGGAGCCGCAGUUGGCCGAAGGCGUCGACGCGGAAGCGCUGCGGCCGCGCCUGGCCGCGCUGUUGCAGCCGGAGCAAGGGUGGACGCUGGAUGCGGAGGCGCGGGGCCUGCAAAAGACAUACUAUUUCAAGACCUAUUUCAAGGCGGUGAGUUUCGUGAAUGUAAUCGCGUCGCAGAGCGCCGCGAUGAAGCAUCAUCCUACUAUGACUGUUCGGAUUGGAUCGGUGGAUAUCCACUGGACGACGCACCAGCCGCGAGGUUUGACGGCCAAGGAUGUGGAUAUGGCGCAGCAUUGUGACGAGGCGGCGGAUUUGAUGGGUGCGGUGGAGGCCGGGCAGGGGAGGAAGUGUCAUUGA